AUGUCCCCCGAAGCCCAAGCGUUCAGCGUCGCCGUACUGUUCCCCGACCGCGCCGCCGUCAAGCGCGCCGUUGAUCUGCUGAUCCCGAUGGCCCGCAAGGCGGCCGAGCAGACCGACACGCUGGUCGACGACGCCGCGGUCGACAUGCUCGAGGCCCUGCACAAGUCUGAGCUGGCCCAGGAGUGGGUCGCCAGUGAGGUGAGCCGCCAGGACCGAAUCCCCGAGGGCGCGCUGGCGGUGGCCGUGAUGCCCGACGCGGUGAAGCAGGACCUGGUGCGCCAGCUGCCGACCGCUGAUCGCCGCGAGGCGUUUCUCAGUGGGGCGCUGCUCGAGAGGGCGUUGUCGUGGGGCCUGCCGCUGUUGCUGCAGAUCCUGGAGCGGGGCCACGCGAUGACCGCUCCGCAGCAGAUCCUGGUUUGCGGCAACAAGGAGCCGGCCAGCAACCGGCUCGCCCGGUGGGACAAGACCCCCUGGAACGGGACCGGCUGGAUCGGCGAGCCCGUGGCCGUGCAGCUCACGGUCCACGCGCCCGACUGGUGCAAGCUGGCGACGAUCUGGGCGGUUCGCGAGUGGAUGAAGGUCUGCGCCCUCGAGGUCGAGUGGGAGAGCAACCCGCGGGCGGCCAGCGUGAACAUCGGCCAGGGGCCGAUCGACGGCCCGAGCGGCACGCUGGCGUACAUGCACCUGCCUUACGGCCCGGACAAGCAGCUCGACGGCAAGGUCGACACCAGCGAGAGCUGGCACAAGGACCCCGACAGCAGCCCCGGCCGCGACAUGAUCCACCUGGGCGCCGUGCUGUGCCACGAGUUCGGCCACGCCCUCGGCAUCGAGCACGUGCCGACGUCGCAGGGCGUCGCGCUGCUGAACCCCAUGUACCGCCCCGACGUGCUGCGUCCGCAGACGCUGGACGCCGAGCAGGCGGUCUACCGGUACGGGCCGAAGCUGGCCACGCCGACGCCCGACUCCGGCGACCCCGAGCCCGGCCUGGCGACGAUCGAACUGUCCGCCGCGCUCGCGGCGGGCGUCUACCAACUUGUGAAGCAAUGA
Symbiodinium pilosum is the source of this 1047-nucleotide messenger RNA. NCBI's taxonomy places the organism in Eukaryota, Dinophyceae, Suessiales, Symbiodiniaceae. The record is from the annotation of a GenBank genome assembly.